AUGGACACAGUCACUCACCGACGGAGACCAAUAAGUCGCUCCUGCAGUCUUGAGGACACAAUAAGCAGGAGCGCCAACUUCCAUGAGUUCACCCACACCACAGCCAAGGAUGAGGAGGGGUCCCCGCGACCACGACGCAAAACCAUCGCGUCGGUUCUGCCUCAGUCUAAAGAUCAGAAUGGAAACUUCCCUGAGAAGGAUGUGGACAGGCAAGUCGCCAAAUGUCUCAGGGAGCUGAACACAGAAGAAGUCUGCCAGUGGUUUACCAAUAUUGGACUGCAGAAAUGUCUCCCCUUCAUCAAAGACGCAAAGCUGUGUGGCGCGGACGUAGCUUCGGUGGACGUGAACACUUUGGACCUCCUCCACGUCACCUCUCUCGAAGACAGAGAGCAGCUGCUGUCGGCUAUUUACAAUGAGCUGCAUCCUCCCAGCACCAUCACCCAGAGACUCGACUCUCUGCUGGGUCCCAAUAAUGUUGAGACGUUCACUGAGACGUUGGUUAAAAUGAGCAAGUCUACGUCUGCUCCUCACGUGAGCUGCCUCAGCAUGAAUCGACGUUCCCUCAAACUCAGAAACAACUGCCAGAACUACAUGGUGCAGAAGAAUCCUCAGCUCAUAGAGAUCACUAUUAAUGCAUCAGAGCGGAUCGUUCAUCUUAGAACCCCAAAGGAAACAGCGGUGGGGAAAAUCAUGGAUUCCUGUAUCAAAAUGCUGGGCGUGACAGAGGAUAAAAGUCUAUUCGCACUGAAGGAAAAGCAAGGCUCUUCAGAGGAGCUCCCACCAGAUCAGCAGAUCGGGAGUCUGCUUACAUCGACGUCAGAAAACACACAGUUGGAGCUGCAUUUGUGUAAAAAGGAGAAAGCAGCGCCUGCCUCCCCAAACAGCCCAGAAGUCGGCAACUCCAAUGAAAAUGGUAACACCAACAAAAACAUCCAGGGGAACCAGCUGGCUAAAGAGGAGAGGAUUAGAGAGCUGAACCUCCAAGUGGACUCACUACAGAAUGUCAUCUUUCAGGUCCAGGAGCUCCACCACGGCCUGGUAGCGUUUUGUUCCGAGUUAAAGAACAUGGAUGGAGAUGUGGAUGUGGACAGGCUUGGCUCAGUCGAGCUGAAGCAGAGGCUGGAGUCGCUCAAAAGUAAACUGAACGACAAGAGGCAGAGUCUGCAGAACCUCAAAGACAACAUUAAUAACUCCGCCGCUCUUAAGAAGAAACAGCUGGAGGUCCGUCUCUUGGAAAAGAUGAAGCUGAACUGCCAAGUGUUCAAGGAGGAGAUCUGCAUGGUGCAUCUCAACCGACAGGUGGCUCACCUACAGAACGCCCUGCAGGAGAGCAAGGAGAGAACUCGGAAAAAGAGUGUGGCCAUCGGCAGCCUGAGCCAGCUGGUGUCACAACAAUCUCCGGCCAUGCUGCUGCUCGUGCAGGAGAACCAGGGCUCUGAUGGAAGUUACGGCUUCGCAUGUGGCUACAGAGAAGGCCGCGGACUGGUGGUGGACAAGGUGGACAAGGUGGACAACACGCACCUCUGUGUGGAUGACAGACUGGUGGAGGUGAACGGUGUGCCGGUGGUCAACUUCACACAGGAAGAACUGACUGACCUCCUGCUGCAGGGACCCAGCGCUCAAAUAGUCGUCCUCCGCCAGCCUCCGCCCACGCUCACCUGCCAGCCGCACCUGGUCCCCCCCGAUCCAAUGCAAACAGUCUGCCCAGAGAGCGAGGUGGUCGCCGUGGAAACCCCUCCACGACGAAAAGUGAUGGCCAUCUGA
Molecule: messenger RNA, 1764 nt
Organism: Pleuronectes platessa (European plaice)
Lineage: Eukaryota; Metazoa; Chordata; Actinopteri; Pleuronectiformes; Pleuronectidae
Exons: 14
Coding region: 1-1764 (587 amino acids)
Molecular function (GO): protein binding
Source: RefSeq, a predicted model, not a curated record